Molecule: messenger RNA, 1170 nt
Organism: Medicago truncatula (barrel medic)
Lineage: Eukaryota; Viridiplantae; Streptophyta; Magnoliopsida; Fabales; Fabaceae
Product: NAD(P)H-quinone oxidoreductase subunit 1, chloroplastic
Exons: 1
Biological process (GO): aerobic respiration
Cellular component (GO): membrane
Molecular function (GO): NADH dehydrogenase activity
Source: RefSeq, a predicted model, not a curated record
UGUUAUCACCGACUAGGAUUAUCUAACAGUUUAAGUACAGUUGAUAUAGUUGAUGCGCAAUCAAAAUAUGGUUUUUGGGGGUGGAAUUUGUGGCGUCAACCUAUCGGUUUCAUUGUUUUUCUAAUUUCUUCACUAGCAGAAUGUGAAAGAUUACCUUUUGAUUUACCAGAAGCAGAAGAAGAAUUAGUAGCGGGUUAUCAAACAGAAUAUUCGGGUAUUCGAUUUGGUUUAUUUUACGUUGCUUCCUAUUUAAACCUUUUAAUUUCUUCAUUAUUUGUAACAGUUCUUUACUUGGGCGGUUCAAAUAUCUCUAUUCCGUACAUAUUCGUUUCUGAGUUUUUUGAAAUCAAUAAAACAUAUGGAGUUUUUGGAACUACAAUUGAUCUCUUUAUUACAUUAGCUAAAACUUAUUUUUUCUUAUUCGUUUCUAUCAUAACAAGAUGGUCUUUGCCUAGGCUAAGAAUGGAUCAAUUAUUAAAUCUUGGAUGGAAAUUUCUUUUACCUAUUUCUCUCGGUAAUCUAUUAUUAACAACUUCGUCUCAAUUGUUUUCACUCUAAAAGAUUUAUUUUCUAUAUUCAUAACUUGUCUCAAAUAAGAGAAAGAAAUAAAACAAAAAUAUUCAUAGAUAUUUACGAUAUGUUCCUUAUGGUAACUGGGUUCAUGAAUUAUGGUCAACAAACAGUCCGAGCUGCAAGGUACAUUGGUCAAAGUUUCAUUAUUAUCUUAUCUCACGCAAAUCGUUUACCUGUAACUAUUCAAUAUCCUUAUGAAAAAUUAAUCACAUCGGAACGUUUCCGCGGUCGAAUCCAUUUUGAAUUUGAUAAAUGCAUUGCUUGUGAAGUAUGUGUUCGUGUAUGUCCUAUAGAUUUACCCGUUGUUGAUUGGAAACUGGAAACUGAUAUUCGAAAGAAACGAUUGCUAAAUUACAGUAUUGAUUUCGGAAUCUGUAUUUUUUGUGGUAACUGUAUUGAGUAUUGCCCAACAAAUUGUUUAUCAAUGACUGAAGAAUAUGAACUUUCAACUUAUGAUCGUCACGAAUUGAACUAUAAUCAAAUUGCUUUGGGCCGUUUACCAAUGUCAGUAAUUGAUGAUUAUACAAUUCGAACAAUUCAAAUAAAAUAAAAAAAGAGAAUUUUUUAUAAUUAAAAAUUAUUUUUAUUCUUAAUAAA